UAAACCUCUCCCUCCCUCGACGUCAGCUUUUGGGAACUCGGGCAAGGGAAAGUUUAGGGAGGAAAAAAAAGUCUGUUGCUGUCUAUGUAUGGAUGAAUACCUUUAAGUAUAUCGUACAAGAGAGAACACUAGCGCAGCGUAGCCAGAAAUAGAAAAUGCGUGGCAUCCGGACCACUCUGAAAAAGAGCUGUAAGAAAACAUUUCAACUUUAAUGGAUUUUUUACCUCUUAUCUGGACGGACAACGGCAACAAAGCAAAACUGAUUUUAGCGGUGACAUUUUUUCAAGGAAAGAAAACCCAUGAAGUUUCAGACGAGGAAACGUUUCAGUCGGAAGGAUUUUAAAACUCUGCGCGUGACUGUUUGUUAACAAAAACGGGAGGGAAGUCUUUUGAAACGCGAUUAAAGCUAUAGGCGAAAUUAGCAAUGGCAAAGAAAUACGACUUCCUCUAUAAAUUAUUGCUUAUUGGCGAUAGUGGUGUUGGCAAGACCUGUCUGAUCAUCCGUUUCGCAGAAGACAAUUUUAAUUCAACGUACAUAUCAACCAUCGGUAUUGACUUCAAAGUGAAGACUAUUGAGGUUGAUGGGAAGAAAGUUAAACUGCAAGUCUGGGACACAGCGGGACAGGAGAGGUUUAAGACCAUCACUACUGCAUACUACAGAGGGGCAAUGGGCAUCAUCCUUGUGUAUGACAUCACUGAUGAAAAAUCUUUUGAGAAUAUUCAGAACUGGAUGAAGGGCAUCAAAGAAAAUGCAUCCGCAGGUGUAAGUCGGAUGUUACUGGGUAACAAGUGUGAUAUCGAGACCAAGCGGAAAGUGUCAACGGAGGUGGGUGAGAAGCUUGCAAAGGAACAUGGUAUUCGAUUUUUUGAGACUAGUGCAAAAUCGAGCAUCAACGUUGAGGAGUCUUUUGCUUCUCUUGCUCGAGACAUUUUGCUGAAGUCAAAUAAGAAGUCGGGUCCAUCUGGCCAAGAGGUUAAAAUUACUAACAGCACAGAGAAAAAGUCCUCCAAGUGUCUUCUUCUUUAGAUAUGCCUUUACCCAGAGGACAUCCUCACUACACACACACACACACACACACACACACACACACUCUUACAAAGAACUUUAUUAAUUUCUGAAUGUUAUUUGUAAAGUGAUCAUGGAAUGCUAAUAGGAAGUGGUUUCCAAGAAAGAUGGCAGUAGUAUGAUGAAAUGCAUUAAAUGAUAUACAGGGUACAGCUUUCAUGUAGAGGAAAAUCACCUUUUUUUAUUUUCAUGUUUGUUUUCGCACUACACAAACAGUGACUAGGCUACAAUGCUGACAAUGUUGGUUUUACUUGCUCAAGUCCUAGUUUUGCGCUCUUCAGCAUUAUUUCAGGUGUAGAUAUAAAAAUAUAGUCCAGUUUGACAGCUCAUCUGCACUUUUUGACAAAUGGUUUGAAUGGUCGCUGCUAUAAAAGGUGAAUAACUUCAAUUUUUACCGACUGUGACCGCUUAAAAUGGAUGGAUAAGAGAAUUUAGGAUGUUAAAUGAGUUGUGUGAGAAAAGAAUUGAUGGAUUGUGGGUGGGUGUAUGGAUGGAUGUAAUAGUGUUCUACUGAAAAUUUACAGUGUUUCUUUCUGUCUUUUUGCAUUAUUACACUUUUUAAUAUUCUUUGACACUGCAUAUUUCUCAGAAAAUGUACAAUGAUCUGCUUUUAAUAAAGUGAACAAUGCUCAA
This is a messenger RNA of Pimephales promelas (fathead minnow), 1699 nucleotides long. It is a transcript of the gene rab13, whose product is annotated as RAB13, member RAS oncogene family. The record is from RefSeq and is a predicted model, not a curated record. Lineage: Eukaryota; Metazoa; Chordata; Actinopteri; Cypriniformes; Leuciscidae. Gene Ontology annotation, molecular function: GTP binding; GTPase activity.